Pteropus alecto (black flying fox) is the source of this 2179-nucleotide messenger RNA. RefSeq names its product nucleosome assembly protein 1 like 4 (gene NAP1L4). Gene Ontology annotation, biological process: nucleosome assembly. Gene Ontology annotation, molecular function: chromatin binding; histone binding. NCBI's taxonomy places the organism in Eukaryota, Metazoa, Chordata, Mammalia, Chiroptera, Pteropodidae. The transcript has 14 exons. The coding region runs from base 126 to 1349 and encodes 407 amino acids. The record is from RefSeq and is a predicted model, not a curated record. Gene Ontology annotation, cellular component: chromatin; nucleus.
GGGCUAUAGGGUUUGACCAAUGGGAGGCGGCGUUGUUGGCGGCCACGGCGGCGCAAUCCCAGGAGCGAGCGAACCCAACGCCGCCGCCACUGCUGCAGGAGGCGUGAGGAGAUAAAAACAUUCAGAUGGCAGAUAACAGUUUUUCAGAUGGGGUUCCUUCGGAUUCCUUGGAAGCUGCUAAAAAUGCCAGUACUUCAGAGAAGCUCACGGAUCAGGUGAUGCAGAAUCCCCAGGUUUUGGCGGCGCUGCAGGAGCGGCUCGACAGUGUUGCCCACACCCCUUCCAGCUACAUCGAGACCUUACCAAAAGCAGUGAAGAGAAGAAUCAACGCGCUGAAACAGCUCCAGGUGAAGUGUGCACACAUAGAAGCCAAGUUCUACGAAGAGGUCCACGGCCUAGAGCGGAAGUACGCAGCGCUGUACCAGCCUCUCUUCGACAAGAGGAGGGAAUUCGUCACCGGUGAUGUUGAGCCGACAGACGCAGAAUCGGAAUGGCACAGUGAGAACGAAGAGGAGGAUAAAUUGGCUGUAAGUUGUUUUGUUGAUGAGCGAACCUAUGUUCUCUUUAGUUGUCUCCUUAGAGUUGGCACACAGAUUGGCAGCCUCUUGUUGCUGAAGACACUGGAGAUGCGUCUGGUGGGUGCCGGUGUCUUUUGCAGUGAAGGAGUUUUGUCACGCAGCCAUACUCGUUCUUGCUCAGGGCGGGGCUGGUUCCCCUUGGCGCCGUGUGGCUCACAGUCUGUCAGUGGGUGUGUGUGGAGUCUCCGUGUGCUCACCCUGACUUUUCAUUUUCAGUCUUUCGUAUUAGAGUUCCACUUCGAACCCAAUGACUACUUCACCAACUCAGUCCUGACAAAAACGUACAAGAUGAAGUCAGAGCCAGAUAAAGCCGACCCCUUUUCCUUUGAAGGUCCUGAAAUAGUUGACUGUGACGGGUGCACUAUUGACUGGAAGAAAGGAAAAAACGUCACGGUCAAAACGAUCAAGAAAAAGCAGAAACAUAAGGGACGCGGCACUGUCAGAACAAUUAUCAAACAAGUUCCUAACGAUUCGUUUUUCAACUUUUUCAAUCCGUUGAAAGCAUCUGGAGAUGGAGAAUCACUGGAUGAAGAUUCCGAGUUUACUUUAGCCUCCGACUUCGAGAUUGGACACUUCUUUCGUGAGCGGAUAGUCCCACGGGCUGUGCUGUACUUCACAGGGGAGGCCAUAGAGGAUGAUGACAACUUUGAAGAAGGCGAAGAAGGGGAAGAGGAGGAAUUAGAAGGUGACGAGGAGGGAGAAGAGGAGGACGACACCGAUGUCAACCCCAAGAAGGAGCCCAGCCAGCCGUCCGAGUGCAAGCAGCAGUGAGACGCCAGCGCCGCCCGCAGACGCGUCAGGACUCGGCCCGGCCGCAACAGCCUCACACCCCCGCUGACAGUGCUUCCAGCAACUCGUUUUCAAGUGCAUGAUUUUCACUUUAACUUUUCCCUUUACCUUAUGAUUUCGCUUAACCUGUACAGUGGCAACUUUAAUGCGUUUCAGAAAUAGGUUUAAUUCCGGCACCCUCCACGGCCUCGGAUGCAGCUCAGUGGACUUCGCAGGCUCUGCUUUUGGGAGCGCCCCAGAGGCCACACCAGGGUGGGGGUGAAAGGUCACUGGUCGCCCAGGGCGGGGGCAUCUAGACGCAGUCACCUCACUGCCGCCAUCGGACUGAUUCUUCUUUCACGCGCUUCGUUCCCCGCCGGCCGGGCUUCGGCCUCUGCCGUCUCUGCGAGCCGCGCGGCGCGGUCCUGUCUUCAGCGUCCUCUCGUUUUCUGUCCUCGGGGUGGGGGUGGGGUGUGGCUCACGGCGCUGAGGCGCGAGCUCGUGUGGUUGGUUCAUCCUCGUAUUUAUUUGUUCUUUCGUGCUGUGAGGGCUUGGGCCGCGUGCCGUCCCUUGUCCUUAGUGUUUCUGAAACCAUGUUUGUGGCUGGAGACCUGACGACGUGGCCACACGGAGGGGGUGGCAUCUUUUCUGGAAGCGAGGCCUGCGCAGGAGGAACAGCAGUCCUGCCGCUCGCUGCUGCCCCGGGGGCUGGUGUCCGGGCCGCGCGGACCACCUCGGCUUCGGGCGGGCGGGGGGCAGAGCCCGGUGCGCCCAUCGUCCGUGGCGAGGGCGCGGGCAGGGGGCAGGGGACACAGCUCCUGUUCUGUGUCAGU